Achroia grisella is the source of this 1371-nucleotide messenger RNA. RefSeq names its product zinc transporter ZIP3 (gene Zip88E). The transcript is spliced from 4 exons. Gene Ontology annotation, biological process: zinc ion transmembrane transport. NCBI's taxonomy places the organism in Eukaryota, Metazoa, Arthropoda, Insecta, Lepidoptera, Pyralidae. Gene Ontology annotation, cellular component: plasma membrane. Gene Ontology annotation, molecular function: zinc ion transmembrane transporter activity. The record is from RefSeq and is a predicted model, not a curated record. Bases 349 to 1293 code for a protein of 314 amino acids.
AGUAACAGAGCAGUCGUCAAUGUUAUUAUAAAAAUGUCCGAUAAGAACACGUGUUGAAUAUGAUAAGUUAUUGUGUAAAUAUUAGUGAUAAUAUCAACGGAAAGAAGCUUCAAUUGUGAAAAGUGUGUUAGAUUAGGUUACCGUUGUGUAUCGUCGAAUAUAGUUCGUAAUUUAUAACAAAAUAAUUUUAAUAUGAAACAAUAACACUUUUUUUUAAAUAACAUUUCAAUACUUCCUGUGUCUUGAAAUCGCGUUCGUUUUUCAAAAUUUAAUAAGUAUUUCAUAAAGUUGUUUAUGGUAGCGUCGUGAAUGUUUUGAUUUUUAAAUUUUAAAUUUCGAAUCACAAAAAUGGAGGCAACUACAGCAAAAGCGAUCGCCAUGUUGACAUUGGGAUUCGGGAGUUUUGCGACUGGAAUGAUACCAGCUUGCUUCACAGAGAAUGCGCGGCAAAAACACCCGCUCUCCAUAUCAUGUUUACUCUGUUUUGGGGCGGGUGUACUUCUGGCGACGUCGAUGGUCCAUAUGCUCCCUGAAGCGCGGGAAGACCUGCCCGAUUUAUCGGAGUUGAUGUUGUGCAUUGGCUUCUUUCUAGUGUAUUUUGUAGAUGAGAUUGUUCAUUUGUUUUACCGAGCCGGCAAUGAACAUCAUGGACAUGACGAAACUCAUUAUCAGGGACGAUAUGGGAGUAGUGAGGUGACGGGAUUAUUGAGUUCGAACAGGAAUGCGAGAACUGAGGAUGGGGAGAUGGGGAGAUGUUGUGGGGAUACUGGCAACCCCAGGAUGUGUCACGUGAGCCACACACCCCCGUGUAAUAGGAGUUUUUCGGGGGUAAUUGGACUGUUGUGUGCAUUGUUUGUACACAGUUUUCUGGAGGGAUUGGCGAUUGGUCUGCAAGAAACGUCUACUCAGGUCCUAUUAAUCCUUGGUGCUGUGUGCGCACAUAAAUUCGUAGUGGGCUUUUGUCUGGGCGCUGAAAUUUGUGCGAGCGCACCGGGACGUUUGUGCGCACAUAUAGUCAGCGUGUCCCUGUUCAGCGGUGGCUCGGUUGCAGGCAUCGCUGCCGGAGCUGGUUUGGAAACUGUUCGCGCUAUCCAGGACUCAAUAGCUGUGCCUGUUAUGCAGGCAUUAGCUGCGGGUACGUUACUGUACGUGACAGUAAGUGAGGUGCUGCCCCGCGAGAGGGCGCGCUGGCACGAACGCAAACGCAGCGCUGGAGUCGCCCAGUUCAUAGCUGUCGGAGUCGGGUUUACAGUCAUGUACUUUUCAAUGAAAUACUUUGACAAUGACGGAUAAUGUAAGGAGAUAUUACAUUAAGUAAUUAUAUAUUAAUAUAGGAUAUGACUACAAUAAUUAUUACGACAAUAAAACAAA